Agelaius phoeniceus (red-winged blackbird) is the source of this 330-nucleotide messenger RNA. Its product is annotated as lymphocyte antigen 6E-like. Lineage: Eukaryota; Metazoa; Chordata; Aves; Passeriformes; Icteridae. Gene Ontology annotation, molecular function: acetylcholine receptor inhibitor activity. The record is from RefSeq and is a predicted model, not a curated record. Gene Ontology annotation, cellular component: plasma membrane.
AUGAAGUUCUCCCUCCUUGCGGUGCUGGCUUUGGUCCUAUUUGCAGCUCAAGCAAAUUCCCUCUACUGUUACACCUGCAACUGGGAGCAAAGCAACUGGAGCUGCCUGAAGGCCGAGAAGUGCUCAGACAAGGACGAGUACUGUGUCACCAACGUGGCCUCCGUAGGAAUCGGCUUUUUGUCCCUUUGGAAGAGGAUCACCAAGAAGUGCUCCAGCACCUGCCCACACCACAACUUCCUCCUGGGCCUGGCCACCUACACCUCCUACUGCUGCCAGAGCUUCCUGUGCAACCUCAGUGCAUGCCCAGGGCCCCGGCUGGCUCGCCCAUGA